GCGCGAUCCUUUCCCGCCUCGCCAUGUCCCUGUCCGGCUCCCGCGCCCCGCUCCUAGAAGAUGACUUCCAGUUCCUCCUUUGCGAGGGCUGCCGGCAGGAAUCGCCCAACCUCAAGCUCCUCACCUGCCUCCACACCUUGUGCCUCGGUUGCCUGGGCAAGAAUGAGCCUGUCAGGCAGUGCCCCGUGUGCUGCACGGCCAUCCCGCAGGCCAGCGGCAUCCCGGACAUGGACAACCUGCUCUUCACCAACCUGCAGGCCCGGCUGAGGGUCUACAAGCAGAUGGUGGAUGGAGUUGACUUGUUUUGCAACAACUGCAGGAAAUCAGGGGAGUUCUGGUGCUCCGAGUGCUUCGAGUUCCUCUGCACCAAGUGCUUUGAGGCCCACCAGCGCUACCUGAGGUGGGAGAGCCACAGAGCCAAGAGGGUGAUGGACAUCAGGGCAGGGUCUGCAAAAGACUUCCUGGAGGGGAGCAGGAGGACAGGGAGCUUGUCCUGUUUCAACCCAGACCACAAGAGCCAGCCUGUGAGCAUCUACUGCCAGAGGUGUGAGAAGGCACUGUGCUGCUCGUGCGCGCUGCUGGACAACCAGCACGCACCGUUCUGCGACAUCCGCAGCGAGACCCAGCGCAGGCAGGAGGAGCUGAGCUCCAUGGAGCGGGAGCUGCGGCGGCGCCGGAGCGGCUUCGAGGCCGCCUACGUGUCCCUGCAGGGCGAGGCGGCCCGGCUGGAGGAGGCGCAGCGGGAGAUGCGGGAGCUGAUCCGGCAGCGCGUGGAGCAGCUGGUGCGGCUGAUCCGGCAGGAGGAAGAGGAGCUGUUGGGGCUGGUGGAGGCGCGUCAGGAGCAGGGCCGGCGGGAGCUGGCGCGGGAGCUGCGGCACGUGGAGGGGGUGCUGCGGCGGAUGGAGGCGGGCGAGAGGCUGGUGGAGAAGAUGAACCUCUACGCCAUGGAGCAGGAGGUGAUGGACAUGCAGCCCUUCAUCAAGGGCUCGCUGCAGGAGCUCCAGCGGCUGCAGCUGCCGGCAGCUGGGGACCAAGCGGAGCCUGGGCCCUUUGCCGAGUGCAAGGCCAGGCUGCAGGUGCUGGUGGAGCGUGUCACAGGGCACCCAGGUACCUCCACUUCCCGGCACAACUCUCUGUCUGAUGAGAGCAUUGUGAUCCUUGACCUCAAGCAUCCCGGGGAGGAUUGCCAACCACAAGCAGAUCUCCCUGUGGACCUGCCAGCCCACAGCCAGCCCUGUGCGCCUGUGCCAGACCCCUCUGGUGGCAGAGAACACGUGUGUCCAAACCAGGAGGGGGAUAUGUCCCCCACCCUACCCAAGACUCUUCUGAUUCAGAGGGAGGAAGAAGCAGAGGAAGACUCAGGCUCAGCCUAUGGGGACACUGUGCCUCUUUCCAGGAGCAUCCAGGACUCUCUGGCCUCCCUGCAGGAAGGUUUUGGUGGCUGGGCCAGGUCCAACAUGCAGCAGGCGGACAAGUUCCUGAGGAUGGGCACUCGCCUCCUGCAAGCUCAGCAGAGGGCAAACAGGCACCUAGUGGCCAUGACCCAGGAGAUCCGGGCCAUGUCCCAGUCCCUGGCCACCAUCUCCUCUGCUGUGGGACCCCUGCUGCAGCUCGUGGCCUGCCCACAGAACCCCUCCACCGCAGACAUGGACUGGCCAUCGCUGCCCUCCAACCUGCUGGACUUAUUCCCUUCCAGCACCCCGCAGAAGGAUGAACCGCCGGUCCCGGCGGCUGCUGUGGCCUUUUCCCCCAGGACACCCCCUCCUGCCACCCCCCCUGCCAGCCCAGCGCGCUCCGAGACCCCCAGCCUGGAGUCCGAGUGGGAAUGCCCCAAAUCAUUGCAUCCCACCAGGAGCAAGCGGGGCGGGCAGCCCAGCACGAGGCUUCGGAAGCGGAGGAAGUGUCCAUCUCCACCCCUGCAGAGAGGAGAAAGUGCAAAUUGUAAUCGUCCUGAUGUCUCUGGUGAAGGUGAUGAGGAUUGAAGACAAUGCUGAUGAGUGGAAUGCUCAGACUGGCUGUUCAGUGUCCCCCAUGACUCCCACCAAGGACAGCCAACUAGAAGACAGGCCAGGGGACAACACUGGGCUGCACAGCUCAGGUGAGUCACAUCUGGAGCGAUAAAUCCACAGGUAGGCUUUAGGGGGUGUGGGCAUUGAGGUGGGACAGUUUGGAGCACCUCUGUGGAUCCCCUGGUCCCAUAGUUUGCUUGAGGAUGAGCACAGGAUGACUCAUGUAUGUGAGACAGGCAGAUCUCCAUGAGAAGGGUGUUGGCUUGGAGACAAGGAAGAGAGCACUGAGAGGUCCUGUUUGCUCAGGGAGGUGCUAAGAAAGGCUGUCAGCCUGGUCCCUGUGGGAACAACUCAAGUCUUUUUCCUUCAGAUGGUUCACAGCUUUCCUGCUGGCAGUUGUCCAGUUUGGAUCAUGCCAAACCAGUCUGAUUAAGCCACGGAUGUCACCUAAAAUUCACGGGCAUCUCACCUGGUUCUCACCUGAGGGUGUGGAAGCAAAGCACUGAGCGUGCCAGCACUCACAAGCAAACAUCCUGGUAUCACUUCAGUGCCCAAACUGCUUUUCCUCCUGACCCAUAACCUCAAACCAAGCACGAGGAAGCUUGUAGGGUGAUUCAUCUGGAUCUACCCCACCCUGGAGUAUUUGUCCCCCCGUGGAGGGGACAACCUGCUGCUGAAUCAUCUCCAGAAAGGUUGGGCUGCCCACACACCAUGGGAACCGUUUUGCUCCAGGCCAAAUCAUUCUAAUAAUUAUUAGAAAUAAUUGUUAUUUCAAAUAGCUCUAAUUUAUUCCUGAUAAGGAAAUUAUCGCACACCCCCUACUGCUCCAUCCCCCAGCAGCCCUGCUACAGAAGGACCCCCUAAUCUGGAGAUGGGAGAUAUAGGCUGAA
Myiozetetes cayanensis is the source of this 2899-nucleotide messenger RNA. Its product is annotated as protein PML-like. The transcript has 5 exons. Gene Ontology annotation, cellular component: chromatin; PML body; nucleoplasm. Gene Ontology annotation, biological process: intrinsic apoptotic signaling pathway in response to DNA damage; positive regulation of DNA-templated transcription; PML body organization. Gene Ontology annotation, molecular function: zinc ion binding; ubiquitin-protein transferase activity. Bases 24 to 1982 code for a protein of 652 amino acids. The record is from RefSeq and is a predicted model, not a curated record. NCBI's taxonomy places the organism in Eukaryota, Metazoa, Chordata, Aves, Passeriformes, Tyrannidae.